This is a messenger RNA of Podarcis lilfordi (Lilford's wall lizard), 14750 nucleotides long. The record is from the annotation of a GenBank genome assembly. NCBI's taxonomy places the organism in Eukaryota, Metazoa, Chordata, Lepidosauria, Squamata, Lacertidae.
GCUAAUGGGGAGGCAAAUGUAUGGCGCCGUACGCCGUGGUCCCCAUGAAACAUCUACCCCCGAUUCAGAUUUUGGGACUGGGGAAAGGGGCCUGGCUAUUCCUCCAAUAGGGAGUAAUGCUUAUCUAGGACCCCACUGUUUUCUGCUUCAUUCAUAUCAGCUUCAAGGCAAGUUGAGAAAAAAGAACGAGCUCCUCCUGGCUGCAUUUUAAAGCCAAUAAUGUGCGCACAAGCCAGAAGCAGUUGAGCUGAAGACCGGGCUUAUCUUUGGUUGCAGGCUGCGUCUCCCUUGGGGUGAGCAUCACAAAAAAGGAAGACUGUAAAGUCUGCAUAUGCUAGCACGUAUGUAAGUGUAGAAAUAAUUAUUAUUUUUGAAUGCAACCCAUCUCCUUUGGGUGACUGUGUGACUCGCUCUCGGGCUGCUGUCCCGGUGCUGACCGGCAACUCCGAGGCCCCUGCUCUCCCUUCUGACUUCUCCCUUCUUAACUUUAGGCUACUGUCGGAAAGCUCUGCAAAUAGAAGUCACCUUAAAGCAGAGGAUCGAUGCUAUCUGGAAAGCAGGACCUAGAGCCCUGCUGCUGUUUCCGGAGGUCUGAUCCUCCUAAGCACCACAAGGCCGCUGGCAACAACUUCUACCUUGUACAUCAACCAACGCUGUUUCCAAAAAAAAAGCAAACCAACCUAAGUAUUUAGGGAUUCCCGCAAUUCGAUGCAGCGCCGGUCAGUCUAUGUUUCCUAGCUCUAUGGCUCCCGCGCCAUAGGCGCGGAUCCUUGGAAGCGGAUCGGAGGGGUGACCGUCCUCAAGGGGAGGCGCUUCCUAUUGGCUCGCGGGGAAGCGGCAGCGUGCGUGAGUGGGCGUGGCUUUGCCUCUGCCUCUAAAGCGUUGGCUGCUGCGCCUGUUUGCUGCUGCUGCUGCUCUUGCGAUGAGAAGCCGGGAGGUAAAUAUCCCCCCUCUGCGAUCACGUGACCUGUCACAUGACCCCCCCCCCACUGGGUACCCCACUCACCCAACUGCAUUGCCCAGAGUGAGGUGGGGGGGGCUGGUUUGAGAGCCUUGCAGAGCUGGGCUUGGAAGUGGGGGUCCCAUUGGGGAGCUGGGGGGCAGAAGUAUCUUCACCCCCCAUAUAUAUAUAUAUAUAUAUAUACACACACACACACACACACACACACAUAUAUGUGUAUAUAAUAUAAUAUAAUAUAAUAUAAUAUAAUAUAAUAUAAUAUAAUAAUACAAUAUUAUAUAGAGAGAGAGAGAGAGAGAGAGAGAGGGGGGGGGACUACCAAAUGGUGUGUUGUCUUGUGUUGUGUUGUGUCAUGCCAUGUGAUUGAUUAUGUCGGGUGGGGCUUACCUCCCCCCCAACCCAACCCCCAUUUUAUUCAAGUUGUCAUCCCUAGUGGUGGACAUGGGCGUAGCCAGGAUUUAUGUUGGGGACCCCCACCUCUAUCUGCCUCUCUCCAGCAGAUUCGGAAUGAAAUGUCUCCACAACCAGUGGGUUUAAAUUACAGUCAUACCUCGGUUUACAGACGCUUCAGGUUGCACGGUUACUUCCAGGUUCCGGCGCUCACGCAUGCGCAGAUGAACCGAAUCGCGACCCGCGCGUGCACAGGCACAGUGCUUUGGGUUGCGAAUGUGCCUCCUGCACGGAUCACGUUCGCAACCAGAGCAUCCACUAUAUAGUACUUUCUUUUUAUAAUAACCUGCAGCUUCAUAAGCAUAUAUAUUUAAAGAAGAUGAAUGAACGAGUAAAUUAAGUUAAUUUGGAUAUGCAGAAGAUAUUAAAAACAAACGUAAGGAACCGCAGAAAGAGGGAGAAGGAAGUCAAGCUUUGAAAUGUCAAAAUGAUUGUAAAACGAGUGAAAUGUAUAAAUUUGUAAAGUGUAUAAAAAAUUGUUAAUUACUUUCUUUUGACCCCAAGUGCUCAGAAAAAUCUGUCAAAAUCUUCCCACAAUUUCUACUGUUAGUUAAGAAUUUGUAUUUAAUUUGUUUGAUUGCGGGGGGCACCCCAUCCCAUGGCCAGGGAUGCCAGUCGCUGGGAAUCGCAGGUGGGAAGAGUGUUUUUGCUGCGCUCAGCAUUUUGCUUGUGGGCUCCCUGCAGGUGCCUGGUUGGCCACCGUCGGAACAGAGUGCUGGGCUAGUUAGGCCCUAGAUCUCAUCCAGAAGCGUUCUUCAUAUCCUUGGGGGGGAGGUGUUGUUGCUCGUGUUUGCUGCCAGAUAUUGAUAACAAUCUCUUUUCUGUUGAUGACCUCUUUUAGAUGGGAAAGCAAUUUUAAGGUGCAAAAAGUGGAGACAUACAUACCAUCCUGCCAUCUGUGAGCAUGUGUCAACCAAGUACAGUGGUACCUCGGGUUACAUACGCUUCAGGGUACAUACGCUUCAGGUUACAGACUCCGCUAAACCAGAAAUAUUACCUCGGGUUACGACCUUUGCUUCAGGAUGAGAACAGAAAUCGUGCUCCUGCGGUGCGUCAGCAGCAGGAGGCCCCAUUAGCUAAAGUGGUGCUUCUGGUUAAGAACAGUUUCAGGUUAAGAACAGACCUCCAGAACGAAUCAAAUUCUUAACCCAAGGUACCACUGUACUGUGACCCUCCUGAGGGAGCACAUUCUCCCUGGUACUGUUUCACUUCAUGGGUCCUCUGAAGAGGAUCUUAAGAUCUGGAUAAGUAUAUAUGGGAGUAAGAACAGUUCUGGUUAAGAACAGUUUCAGGUUAAGAAUGGACCUCCGGAACAAAUUAAGCACUUAACCCGAGAUGCCACUGUAACUAGGGAUGCUACCUGUCCUGUAUAAUACAGGAUUGUCCAGUAUUUCAAUGUAAAAUGUUACAUCCUGUAUUGAUAUAGGUUGUCCUAUUUCAGAUCUGAUCUCUCUCUCUCUCUCUUCUCUCUCUCUCUCUGCCAAGUUAGGGAUCCUUCCAAACACAUGUGUUUGAAAGGGUGUGUGAAAGGUCAUGUAUUUAAGCUCUGAGUAGCCAAGCACAGACAGAUUUACAAUUUCGUGGGUAUGUGUGUGCAUGCAGGUGCAUGUGUGACAAGUUCUGGAGGGUUACGCUGCAAUAGAUUGCAAUGGAUUGCUUUGAAGUUACUUCAGCACCAGAUUUGGGGGGGGGGGAAUCGCCCCCAACCACCCCGCCCCAUCCUGUCCUGUAUUUUGCCAACAUAAAGGUGGCAACCCUACCAGUGAGAAUCAUGGAUGGGAAGAGCAAUAACUGCACUCAACUUUUUUGCUUGCGGGCUUCCUGCAGGUGUCUGGUUCGCUGCCAUCAGAACAGAGUGCUAGGCCCUGGUUAGGCCCUUGAUCUGAUCCAAAAGGGCUCUUCAUAUGUGUGUGUUUUUUUGUUUUAUAAUAAUACUAAUAAUUUAUUAUUUAUACCCCGCCCAUCUGGCUGGGUUUCCCCAGUCACUCUGGGCGGCUUCCAACUGAAUAUUAAAAACAAUACAGCAUCAGACAUUAAAAACUUCCCUAAACAGGGCCGCCUUCCGUUGUCCUUUAAAAGUAAAAUAGUUGUUUAUUGCCUUGACAUCUCCUGGGAGGGCGUUCCACACAGUGGGUGCCACUACUGAGAAGGCCCUCUGCCUGGUUCCCUGUAAACUCACUUCUCACAGCGAGGGAACCGCCAGAACGCCCUUGGUGCUGGACCUCAGUGUCUGGGCUGAACGAUGGGGGUGGAGACGCUCCUUCAGGUCUACUGGACCGAGGCCGUUUAGGGCUUUAAAGCUCAGCACCAACACUUUGAAUUGUGCUCUGAAACGUACUUUCUGCUGAUGGCCUCUUAGAUGGAAUUGCAUUUUUACUGUGCAGAAGUACACACCAUCGUACUGCCUGUGGGCAUUUAUCAACCAAGUAGCGCAUGUUGUACUGCACUGUUAGGGGUCCGUGUUGUUACUAUGAGGAAGAGCGGCAAGAAACAGCGCCAUCACUGAUCUUGCAUGUUUGAAAAAAGUGGAAGUUGUUAUUUUUCUUCUUUAGCUACCUACCUCCUGCAAACACGCACACGCACACACCUGCCUCCAUACUUGACAAAGGUAUAUGGUGCUUAUUUAGCAAUGUAAAGUGAAUAGUCUCCUGCUGAUGACAAUGCGAAAACAAACAAGAAACCCCACAAUAUUCUGUUGCAUUUCCAGGUCUUGAAGCUUUUCAAAACUUUGCACAGAACGCGACAACACGUUUUCAAAAAUGAUACUAGAGCCCUAGAAGGUAAAUAAAAUCUUUGUUAUCUUGGCACUAAGAGCUGUCUUUGGGCACCUUAUUAACAUCAUUGUGGUAUAUGCUUUUGCAGGGUUUACUACAUGACUACUCUCUAGAAGUUUGCUUUCUUGGGGUGUUUGCCAGACUAAUAGAUUUGUAACUAACCCUGCAAAAGUCAAAAUUUAUAAUAGUUUGUUAGAGGCUGUAGGAGGGGGCUUCCAUUCUCGGGCACCUUUUUCCAUUUCUAAAUAAUAAUAAUAAUAAUAAUUUAUUAUAUAUACCCCGCCCAACAUACCCCGCCGGGUUUCCCCAGCCACUCUGGGCAGCUCCCAGUAGAAUAUUAAAAACACGAUAAAUACAUCAAACAUUAAAAACUUCCCUAAACAGGGCUGCCUUCAAGUCAGAUAGUUGCUUAUUUCCUUGACAUCUGAUGGGAGGGUGUUCCACAGGGCGGGCGCCACUACCGAGAAGGCCCUCUGCCUGGUUCCAUGCUAGAUUCAGGGGAGGGACUGAGUGCUGUGUCACUCUCCUCAACAACCCACUUGUCAACAUGCAAUUUAUUACCGCCAUUGGCAAGUAGAAUUACAAGACUGGUGUUAAGGCCAUUUCUUCUGUGACAAACUGUCUGAUGCAGCUUGAGGUUAGCCGCAGUAUUCCUUCCCUUUGGACUUCCACGUAGCUGAUACAUGGUGUGAAUAACAGGAGGGAAGCUUAUUUGAAUGAAAUACAUUUAAAUACAUGGGAAUAUAAGUUGUUGUUUAGUCGUGUCCGACUCUUCGUGACCCCAUGGACCAGAGCACACCAGGCACUCCUGUCUUCCACUGCCUCCCACAGUUUGGUCAGACUCAUGCUGGUAGCUUCGAGAACACUGUCCAACCAUCUCGUCCUCUGUCGUCCCCUUCUCCUUGUGCCCUCCAUCUUUCCCAACAUCAGGGUCUUUUCCAGGGAGUCUUCUCUUCUCAUGAGGUGGCCAAAGUAUUGGAGCCUCAGCUUCAGGAUCUGUCCUUCGAGUGAGCACUCAGGGCUGAUUUCCUUCAGAAUGGAUAGGUUUGAUCUUCUUGCAGUCCAUGGGACUCUCAAGAGUCUCCUCCAACACCAUAAUUCAAAAGCAUGGAAUAUAAGUUGCUACAGUAUUAAUGGAAUAAUUUAGGCCAGCUAUACAUACACCAAACUAUUUACCUGGCUGAGGAACUAGGGACAUGUGAGACACAAACUUUCUUAUACUGGGCUAGAGCUCAGGGGUAGACCAACUGCUUUGCAUGCAGAAGGGUCCAAGUUCAAUCCCCAACAUAUCCUGGUAGGACUGGAAAUGUCCCUUCUGAAACCCUAGGGAGCCCCUUCCAGUUAAUGAAGAAAACACUGAACUGGAAUAACUGAUGGUCACGUUAUUACUAUAGCAUGAUUUUAAUAUAGCAUGUACCGGCAUGUAAUGAAGCAAUGUGACUUACUCUAACAUAUAUGCAGGACUGUUUUCUUCUGAAGCCUUGCCUACCAAAAGCAUCUUGCAGUAUUGUUGCAAAACAUUCUUUUUUUUCAGCUGACAACAAUACCAUAAGAGAUAGUGGUAUACAGAUGAAACUGAUGAAAACCCCAAAUCUCUUUUCUGAUGAGAGCAGCUUUUGCAUCCCAUUUGGAAACCAAGGACCCAGAGUCUGGAGGAAGAAUGGGGAGGCACACAAUGCCAGAUGCUUGAAGUCCAGUGUGAAGUUUCCACAGUCUGUGUUGAUAACACCUCAGCAGUGCCACAGGCUGAUAGCAUCCAUGCCACGCCGCAUUGAGGCAGUACAGUGGUGCCUCGCAAGACGAAAUUAAUCAGUUCCGCGAGUGUCUUCGUCUAGCGGUUUUUUCAUCUUGCGAAGCAACCCUAUUAGCGGAUUAGCGCUAUUAGCGGUUUAGCGGCUAUUAAAGGCUUAGCAGCUUAGUGGCUUAGCUGCUAAAAGGCUAUUAGCGGCUUAGCGGCUUAGAAAAAGGGGGGGGGAGCGGAAAAAAAUCUCAAGACUCGCAAGACAUUUUCGUCUUGUGAAGCAAGCCCAUAGGGAAAUUCGUCCUGCGAAGCAACUCAAAAACGGAAAACCCUUUCGUCUAGCGGGUUUUCCGUCUUGCGGGGCACCACUGUAAUUGAUGCAAAAGGGGCCCAAACCAAGUACUGAGUACAUGUGCAUGCGUCUACUUCUCAGAGGUCCAGUAUUGCUCCAUUUGCAGUCCUUGUUUUGCUGAUUUCAUUUAAUACUCUAAUUUUCUGAGAUUGUUAAUUUGGGGUUUUCAUCAGCUGUACGCCAUAAACAUCACAAUUAUAACAAAUAAAGGCUUGACAUAUCUCGCUUUGCAUGUCAUGAGUCUAUCUCAUAUAUUAGUUUCACCUUUUAAGUUGAAUUACUGAAAUAAAUGAACUUUUCCACAAUAUUCUAAUUUUCCGAGUUUCACCUGUAUUAGCAUACUGCUCUAUAUUUGCAUGAUGAUGUCUGACUGACAAUUAAUACACAGUUCUUAUCACUAGCAAUUUUAUUACACAUUUAAAAUGAUGCAAGAUAGACCCAAAUUAGCAUAUUCUUCUUAAACCGGUGGAUUCUACAAAGACUGAUUAAAUUUGGUUGGUUGUGUGAAUUGCGUCAUGUAGUGGAAUUUGUAGCUAGAUUUAAACCUGUACACUGAAGAGCAGCAUUUGAGUUUCCCGAAACACAUCAUGGUAUCCUGUAUUAUCAUUAGUCUGUUGGGGAAAUGAACUAGAUUUUUACCCCAGUCCUACUGCAUGCAAAUAUGACUCUGGUAACAGAAUUACGGAUUUUUGCAUGAGGUUUUUGUGGAAUCAAGUCUGCGACUGCAAUGGUAUGUUACAGGUUUGCAUAUUGUUAGCAUAUAAAAGUAGAAUCCGUAAAGGACAAAAUGUAGAGAAAUUAACGUUUCCCUUUUCCCCCCUUUAUCCAGCUGCAAGACUUAAGAUAAAUGAAGAAUUCAAAAAUAAUAAAGAUGAGACUUCUUCUGAAAAAAUAGCUGAGGUACUUUAAUAGAAAUCCUUAACUGUCACAGGUACCACCUCUCCAUUUCCAAGCUCUUUAAUGAACAAAUUAUAAUUUGGGGGAUUUCUAGCAGAUAAUUCUCAGCGACUUCAUAAAACUUUAUUUUUGCCACCACUAGGGGAUACACUGGUAUGUUGGAACUCUUCCUUUUCCCCCCCUGCCACUGUUGAAGCCUGUGUGUCUUGUUCCUUGCCACGGGAGCAAGGGACAACUGAACCAAAAAACAAAGCUAAAUCGCUUACAAACUCUCCUUUGGGUCACGAAACACAUUUCUAAAUAACUUACUACUUCAAUUAUGAGCUGAAUUAUAUUGAAAAAUUAACCAUAGGUGUUCUGUUUUGCCACCUGUAGAGGGCGAGUGAAUAAGUCUUUGUGGUUCCCUUUCAGGAAAGUUUUUCCAUUCACUGAAUUAUUUCUUUACAAAGGCUUCCAUUUAUAAAUGUACACCAAUUGUGGGAAUUCGUAAAGAAGAGCUCUUAAGAGUGGCAUUCCUGAAGGUUCUUUUUUUGAGGGGUGGUAAAAUAAACCUAAAUCAGCCUCUGUAGUAAUUUGCAUUCAAAACUAGGACAGGUACUCUCAUACAGACACAAGAUGGGUAAAAUGAUACCUUGCACUGAACAAAUGUUCAUGAGUCCACUUGCAGACUCUGGAGCAAUGGAAGAGAUCACUUUUUGUAAGUUCCCCUCCCCACCCAGUAACAGCUGUGUUUGAACCAAUUCAUCAUAGAUGUUUGUGCUUCCUAACCAGAGGUGACCAAGGCAGCUCAAAACCAGCCCUUGAGGAUGCAUUUGUUAGUCUUAAAAUCCCAGGGUUUUGGUUUUUUUUAAUCCGAUAAUGCUGAGACCAUAUCGGGGGUUUUUUUGGGUGGGGUGAUCACUAAAAUGUUAAGGUUGGGAGCAGAAGAGCAAGGAGAACCUGUGGUUGAAUUUCCUAGCGCGAUUCUUUCAGUCAGUAUAUAAAGGUCCUUUUAGGGACCCACUGAAGGGACGCUGGUGGCGCUGUGGGUUAAACCACAGAGCCUAGGACUUGCUGAUCAGAAGGUUGGCGGUUCGAAUCCCCGCGACGGGGUGAGCUCCCGUUGCUCGGUCCCUGCUCCUGCCAACCUACCAGUUCAAAAGCACAUCAAAGUGCAAGUAGAUAAAUAGGUACCGCUCCAGCAGGAAGGUAAACAGCAUUUCUGUGCGCUGCUCUGGUUUGCCAGAAGCGGUUUAGUCAUGCUGGCCACAUGCUCGAUUUAUUGUUCCCAAAUGUGGAGCUGCCUGGAAGUCUGUUGCCAAUUCUGGAAAAUCGGUAUUCCUUUUAUUGACAUUUGAAAUCUAACAAUAGUCCUUUCGUUAGUCCUCUUUUGAAAGUUUAAGAGAUGAAAGGUGCUGUAGAAUUAUAAGUGAUUUGGUACUUUGUUCUCAACAAGCAUAGAUGAUGUCUUCCAAAAAUAAAGCUGAGGUGUUCAAACAAUUCUCUUUUUCCCCUCCCCUUUUAUGAACAGCUUGUGAAAAUAGGUUCAGAUGUAGAAUUUAUACUCAGAACAUCUGUCCUUCAAGGUGUUCAUGUGGAUUCCAACCAAGUAUGUAAGUAAAUAAUAUUUUUAAGUUGGAAAGUUGUAAAUGCUUCAUGUCUGCUUUAACACCAAACACUCCUACUUCCUUCUGGGUACAUAGCACUAAAUGCAUUCAGAAUUUUGCUAACCUUUCAAAUGAUGAAACCAGGUUUCAGGUUUAACUGUUGUUUACUUCUAUUAUAAGAUUAUCUUCAGCAUUUGUGCCCGGUUUGUUUGGAAUGAGUAAGCGGUACCAUUAAAUGCUCAGAAAAACAAUGUUGGUUAUGAAAUUUAGUGAGAUUCUGAAUAACGUUUAAAAGAAGCAGUAGAUCUUGGGAGAACUACCAAAAUAACUUUGAAAUUAUCUUCUACUUCCACAGGAAGAGCACUUGGGUUUUCUUGGUUCUGUCUGUAAUUGCUCUUCUUUACGUAGUUUGUACAGUGGUAUCUUGGUUCUCAAACUUAAUCCAUUUUGGAAGUCCGUUCCAAAACCAAAGCGUUCUAAAAUCAAGGCGCGCUUUCCCAUAGAAAGUAAUGCAGAAUGGAUUAAUCCAUUCCAGACUUUUAAAAGCAACCCUAAAACAGCAAUUUAACAUGAAUUUUAUUAUCUAACGAGACCAUUGAUCCAUAAAAUGAAAGCAAUAAAUAAUGUACUGCAAUCACACAAUCAAUCAAGUAGCUGAACUGGGUUCCACACAGUCACAAAAACAGAAACAAUGAGCCGCAAAAACAAAAACAGACCUCAAAAUAAAUAGCAAAAACAGACAGAUCUCAGCAUAACACUCAAAACAGACGUGUGGCACUCAAAAAUGAGCACAUUCGACUUCCGAAUAAAGUAAAGAAACUGGAACACUUACUUCUGGGUUUGCAAUGUUUGGGUUCCAAGUUGUUUGAGUACCAAGGCAUUUGAGAACCAAGGUACCACUGUAUAUAUGUAUUUUUCAAUUUAUCUAUUUUGUUAUCUGGGGUAGGGCAUUGCUGCUUUCCUUGAUAUUGACAGCUGUUAUACUUUUCCCACUAAUAUCUUAAUCUAACAGUGGAUCAGAACCAAGGUAGCUCAAGCAGGUGUUCACUCACACAACAAGGUUUGUCCUCCUUGCCCUAUUUUACCCCAAAAUCUGCUCUAGAGGAUUGGAGGACCCUCUGGAACAGAUCUGAGGAGUGUGCAGGGCACACGGGGAUGAAAAGAAACUGGUGUUCCGAUUGCACAGGUGGGUGGACAACAUAGGAUGCUACCCAAUAUGUUACAUUCAUUUGAACAACAUAUCAAAAACUCGUAUAUAAAAGAAGAAUGCAUGUAUUUGCUGUAGAUUUCCAACCUCUGCUUUACAGUGAACAUGAGAUAUAUAAAUACACAUUGCAUUUCAAAACAUAAAUUAUCAUGUUUACAAGGAAACAGCCCUAUCAACUUAAAGCCAAAUCGACAGAAAUUCGGUUUUCAGUUCUUCACCUGCAGACUUUCAACAACACCUUUGCACCGGCAGGUAAUAGCGUUUCGAACUAAUAGAGGCCAAGAGAGCAAAACUGAGCCGCUCAUCACGCUUCAAACUCCCACUUUGUAAUUGCAAGUCUUACUGAGUAGAUGCAAGUCAGCUCACUGUCACACCAGUAUAAAGGGAAAAGGGAAAGGACCCCUGGAUGGUUAAGUCCAGUCAAAGGCAACUAUAGGGUUGCGGCACUCAUCUCGCUUUCAGGCCGAGGGAGUCGGUGUUUGUCCACAGACAGCUUUCUGGGUCAUGUGGCCAGCAUGACUAAACCACUUCUGGCCCAACGGGACACCAUGACGUAAACCAGGGCACAAGGAAACGUUGUUUACCUUCCCGCCGCAGUGGUACCUAUUUAUCUACUUGCACUGGUGUGCUUUCAAACCUCUAGGUUGGCAGGAGCAGGGACAGAGCAACCGGAGCUCACCCCGUCGUGGGGAUUCGAACCGCCAACCUUCUGAUCAGCAAGCCCAAGAGGCUCAGUGGUUUAGACCACAGCGCUCUGGUUUGGGAGAGAGAAAGAGAAAGUAUACAUUAUCAGUUGGUGUUGCCCUAGGGCAUGCUGCUAUCCAGAUUAACUCAAAAUUAGUCAUGCUUUUCUGUAUUUGGGGAUUUGUUUCCAGCCCCUCUCUGCUUCGACCAUCAUCAGCCCUAUCCUCCUAGAACCAGAAUGAUAGUGGAGAAGAGUUUCCCACCAGGCACUUUUAAGCUAAAUUCCUCACCCCUAAGCCAUUUAUGUUUCAAAAGAGUUUAUUCCCUGACCACUGAGAAAUAGCUUGCACACAUGUGUAGGGACAUGUAUGCUGUGCAAUUGUGGCAGCAUGGCAGCCUCACAGAAACUCAGUGAACUAGGGCUGGUCUGUGUUGGGGAUGGGAGACUGCUCAGGACCCCUGUACACCCAGUCUUGAAUUUUGUCAUGGAUAUAAAUGUGUGAAAUAAAUCAACACUCGAGGUACUCACUCUGCUAGUGAGCUUUUUGUCUCUUGGUUUUUGAUUGUGGCUUUCUAAGUGGCCCUACUUGCCCAGUUCUUCACAAUAUCAACUAAAUGGAUAUGUCAGUCAGCAGCCAUUUAGCAUAUUGGACAUAAAUGUGGAGAAAGUCCAGGACUCUGUUCAGUCCUGAAACUCCCUGAAAUGUUUUAGAAGCCUCUGCCGCUGAUCACAACCUGAGCUUACCUCACUGGGCAGUGGCAAGGAUAAAACACUGUUCUGGGAUUCUUGAAGAGAGAGUGGGAUUCAGAUCAACAAACGCCCUUAAUAAAAACAGUACACAAACUGGCCUUUUCUCAAAAACAGGAAUAGGAUUUCCUUUGCUGAAAAUGGGAUCAGAGUAUUUUGGAUCAGCAAGGGAGAAGAAAAGAGCCCUGUAUAACAAGAGUAAGCAAGAAUCGCUUGAAGAAGUCGCGUUUCUCCAAACCUCUCAUUGCUUCCCACCCGCCUUUCAUAACUCCCCGCUCUGACAUUUUCCCCUCUUCCCUGCCUUCUCUCCCAUCUCCUUGGCAACCGGCGACGUUCGCUUCAGUUCUACACCCCUCCCAACUGCCUACUCCCGUAUAAGGAUCGCUACGACCCAUUAUUCCUCUUGUCCAUCUUUGGCUUCCCCCACAUCCCUUUAAAAAGCAAGACAAAAACCUGGACUGAAGAUGCAGGGAGGCUGCAACUGAGCUUGGCAAAGGGGUCAUGCCGCAUGAAUGCGAAGAGUCUUCCAUAUAGAACUGGAAUCUUUAAUAUCAGAGCAUAGGCAGCUGCCUUAUGCCUCCUAUUUCCACAUAUGGGAUACAUUUGUUCGUUGCGUAAAAAAGCAACGCUGCAGCUCUAGGCCCACAACCACAGCAAAUUUUCCUUCUCGCAUCAUGACAUCUAUACCUUGUAAAGUGUUCUUGCCAAUGGCCCUGUUCGGGGGACAGAAUAUACAGUGGUGGUACUGGAUUACUUAUACCCCCCAUGCUGAAACGAUUAAGUAUCCUGAAAUCCAUCUGAUUCACCAUUUGGCUGCAUGCAGUUUCCCUUCUGAAGACGUUCUCUCCUCCGUGUAAGCAGGACUUCAGAAAGGGCUCUUGCGUUCCUACAAAAGCGGGAAUCCAUCGCGACCGGUCUAGCUAUGGAUGUCUGUCAUGGCCCAUGUGGAACAUGAAACUUCAUAAACUGUCUUCUGCAGGGUCAGGUCCACCUAAGUCUCAUAGUGUCUGCUCCAGGAACUAUUAGGAUGCGGGUGGCGCUGUGGUCUAAAACAUGGAGCCUUUUGGGCUCGUCGAUCAGAAGGUUGAGGGUUCAAAUCCCUGCGAUGGGGUAAGCUCCCAUUGCUCUGUCCCAGCUCCUGCCAACCUAGCAGUUUGGAAGCAUACCAACACAAGUAGAUAAAUAGGUACCGCUGCAGCAGGAAGGUAAACCAUGUGUCUGCGUGCUCUGGUUUCCAUCACAGUGCUCCGUUGCGCCAGAAGUGGUUUAGUCAUGCUGGACACAUGACCCGGAUUGCUGUCUGUGGACAAACGCCGGCUCCCUUGGCCUGAAAGCGAGAUGAGCGCCACAACCCUGUAGUCGCCUUUGCCUGGACUUAACUGUCCAGGGGUCCUUUACCUUUACCUUUUUUUUACUCCAGGAGCUAUCAAUAUGGCCCAUACAGGUCCACGUGCACCCACAUAGGCCUUUCCUGGCACUCAGAUCCCCUCCCUACGUUGAAAUUAGUUUUGAAAGAAACAGUAUAUUGCAGUUAACGUAAUAGAUUAUGAUGUGUGCUUGGUUGCAGGGUGUGUGGGCAUCGAGAACAGUUUUUCCAGUUUGCAAGUGUGCCCACUUUUGACUCAAAUCCAUCCAACCUCCUUUGGGGAAGGUUCUCAGGCAGGGUGGAAGGAGAAAGAACUUGCCCAUGUGAAGACCAGCGGGUGGAAACCCUUACACAUAUGGUUCUUAUUUGUAAACUAUAUGCUGAUCUCCGUCAACAAUUUCUAGAUCAACUCUGUAUCCCCAAAUGGAAACCAGAGUUGGAGGUCAUACAUUUUCUAUUACUGGGGAAUGAUCAGGAGCUCACCAAGUUAGUGGCUAAAUUUCCCUAUUUGGUUGUUUGUCGUCGAAAUACACUGCAGACGUCUAGGUCUCCCUGGAGACCUAGAGAUGUGACGAUAGAUUGUUCUGACUCCUUUCUUUUAGCAAAUGUUUUGUGCCACUGGGGAAGUGGUAAUUCUGUAUUGAUUUGUUUUGGAUGUUUGUAUGUGAUGCCAAUAAAAGGUUUGAUGAUGAUGAUAACAGACCCUUUCCUUUUGCUGGUGAUUCCAAAAAACGAAGCUGGGAUCUUUUGUGUGCCAAUGAUGGACUUUGUUACUGAACUGUAUCCCCUUCCCUAUUCCCUUGGUCCUAACAGGGAUAUCUCGGCCUUUUGAUUUGUGCAUGCUAUCCUUAGACUAAAUGCUGGUACAAAGGAGGUGUAUAUUAGGGUAGCAGCCUUUGUCAGAUUAGGUUAAAUAGCCUAGAGACCAGCUCUCGAGUGGGUGCUUAAGGUGCCAGAUGGUCAGAACUACAGUAGAGACAAGGGCAGAUAAAGGACAAUGCAGUCAAGCAAAAUAAACUGGCUGCCUUUUUCUCUUGCCCUCCUCCUACCCUCCCACCUUUAAUAAAACUGCAGAUAAGUUGGCAGCAAACCUCCCUAUACAAUCGAGCACUUGAUUUAAAUCAGGCAUAGGCAAAUUCCGGCCCUCCAGAUGUUUGGGACUACAAUUCCUAUCAUCCCUGACCGCUGGUCUUGUUAGCUAGGGAUGAUGGGAAUUGUCAUCCCCAACAUCUGGAGGGCCGGAGUUUGCCUAUACCUGAUUUAAAUGCAAGGCACUUGUUCAGUAAUGCUAAAAUUUGUUUUUCUUUGGGCACAGUUAAUUGGCACGCUACCAGAGCAACAAGUUGGUCAAGUCCUUACUAAUUAUACUUAUUGCUGUGGCACAAACAUAUGGAUGCUUCUAACACACAAGAUAUAGGUAUAUAUCCACUCUGCAAAUGCCAUUAAGAAAAAGAAAGUUGCUAUAGUGGGACGCGGGUUGCGCUGUCGGACGCGGGUGGCACUGUGGGUUAAACCACAGAAACUAGGGUUUGCCGGUCAGAAGGUUGGCGGUUCAAAUCCCCGCAACAGGGUGAGCUCCCGUUGCUCGGUCCCUGCUCCUGCCAACCUAGCAGUUCGAAAGCACGUCAAAGUGCAAGUAGAUAAAUAGGUACCGCUCCGGCGGGAAGGUAAACGGCAUUUCCGUGCGCUGCUCUGGUUCGCCAGAAGUGGCUUAGUCAUGCUGGCCACAUACGCCGGCUCCCUCGGCCAAUAAAGUGAGAUGAGCGCAGCAACCCCAGAGUCGGCCACGACUGGACCUAAUGGUCAGGGGCCCCUUUACCUUUAUAGUUUGACAAACGGCUGAUCUCUCUUUGUAAAGAUCAUAUGAACUGUUACAGGUAACCCUUUUCUCUCUUCUAGUGCUUCUACCAAGAAAAGAGCUGCUGCUGGACAACGUGCCUUUCAGCGACACACCGAAGCAAAAAUCAUGAAUUGGGGAGAAUAA